Molecule: messenger RNA, 4631 nt
Organism: Marchantia polymorpha subsp. ruderalis
Lineage: Eukaryota; Viridiplantae; Streptophyta; Marchantiopsida; Marchantiales; Marchantiaceae
Source: the annotation of a GenBank genome assembly
GCAUGUGCCAAGUCAGAGGAUCCGGCCUAUCACAGCUGUCCACAUCAGAUACCCUCAAUUCCUCAUUUCGUACGAGAUUUCUGUGGCGAAAUGAAUCGCGGCCGAUAGUGAAAUAAAAGUGGGAGAUAAAGCUGCUCCUGGUCAGGCGGCGACAACGCCUCGCCCUCAUCAACGCACUGCUCUGCUCGGCUCUGCUGGGCUCAGGGAAUAUGUCUGUCGCGCGAGCGAAGCACGUGAAGCCAAAGAGCGCGAUCUGCAGCACCUCCUGCUUGGCGUCGCAGCGGAAGGAUGAUGUGAUGAUGCGCAGUCGAAGUCCUCCGUGAGUCGUCCUCGGCCUUGCUCUGAGAGUCUGACGUGAGGUGGACUCGACGCCAGCCGAUGGGAGUGAACUUUUGGAUCAGUGUCGGGCAUGAAUUCGAGGAGAAGGAUUCAGGCAUAAAUGAGAAAGAUGGAGAAAUAGAUUGCCAGAUGCCUUCCCCGUGAAGACGGACGUGGGUGAGUGGGGGAGGGUUUGAGCGAGAGAACGGGGGAGGGAAAGAGCGCCAAGGAGGGCGGAAUUCACCAUGAAUCACCAUCGGAAAAGGCGUCCGCAACAGCGGGUACCCCAGCCAGAACAAGAGCGGAUGCAACAGGUGCUGCAGCGCCUGAAAUGUGCACUGCAGCUUGGGUUGAAGCCUUCUUUUUCAGAAAAGGUGGCAGGGAAAAGAUGGUGCAAUACGGACGCUGAGGUGCAACUUCAGGCCUUACGUGCCAUUGCAGCCUUUGUUUCCAUUUUGACCUCUCACCGUGGACGCCAUGCUUCGCUUCAGGUCGUAAAAGAGCGGUUUACUUGGACAUGAAAAUCUUAUCAAAAUCCAGACAUUUGGUACCCCUGGAGGAGUGUGUGGCAACCCUUCAGAGUCUACUCGGGGCUGAAAGGGAAACCGUGUUCAGCAAAGCUGCAGAUGUUUGUGAAGAUUUAAUCGUCGUCAUGGGUGAUGGUUUGCUUGGAUACGGGGGCAAACGCUUGGUUGGCCCUUUGGCCCGUCUUCUGAAGUGCUCAAAGUUGUCAAUAGUCAUUGCAGCAGCUACUGCCCUACACGGUAUACUCCUCAGGAUAAAGCCAGGUAUUAAUCGGGUUAAGGCAGGUGAUGAUAGCACGUGGAAAGCCCUGGAAGAUGCCGAUGUGCUUGCCAUCGUAAACCUUAUUCAAGAUGACCGAGACAGCAUUGUGAAAGACAAUGCACUUAUGGAUCUCAUCGCCGUGAUUGUGGAGAGAUGGCCUGAAGCAAGGUAUAGAGUAGGUUGUAAUUCAUCGUUCAGAACCACAUUGCUUCUUCGAUGCACGAGCAAUAGCGACACUGUUGCACAAAUAGCUUUACGAGCAGCUUCAGCUUUAGCUCUUUGUGGAUGCGUAGCAACCUUGUUAUUAAAGGCUUCAGACUGUCUUUGGUCAACUAUCUCCUCUUGCUUACAUUCUUCAAAGGACUGCAGAGUUCAGCUGGAAGCAUUUCGCUUCCUCACCUCACUUUCUAAAGCGUCCACGUUUGGAGCUUUAUUCUCUGGACCACACGUUGCACCCAUUGUUGCAAGUUGCUUGAGAGGGCUCGAGCUAGCUAAACGCUCAGGAGAAGGAAAAUGGUAUCCGGAAUUGGAGUUUUUGAUCGUGGAAGCUGCUCACACAACGAGCUCAAUUCUAAGCUGGCCAGGCACCCAACACUCUUUAUUUUUGAACGGUGGAAUAGAAGAACUGCUUCUGUUAGUUCUGUCAGGAGUGCAAAACAAAGGAGACAAGAAAUCUGGUGCAAACGAUGAGGAAAAGAUGACAGAAUAUGCGAGUUCUACUGUGGAACGCCGUUCACGAGCAAAUAAACUUAGUCCUACACUUAGACCACUGCUUUGGGAAAUACUUGGGUGGCUAGGAGCACAUCACUGUGUGGAUUUGGAGUCCUCUUCCUCACCUGCAAAGAAUGAGCCGGCAAAGCUAAACAACAAACUCAUCGAACUUGCAUGCGCUUCAUGGUUGAGAGCUUUGUGCAAACGAGGGCAAAGUCCUGUGUGGUUCGAGAUGGAGCACAAGCAGGAAGGUGGAACAGUUUUUCAUGUGAAGGACGAACCAGUUAAUUCUCUGGAGGUCGUCCAGAUUUGCAAAGCAGUACUCUUACUCCUCUCUUCUCCUUCUCAGGUGAUUUCAUCCCAGAUGAGAAUGUGCUUGGAAACUACCUUGACAUCUCACGGCUUAGACUGGUUGCCUACUCUUGUAAAGACAACCGCUUUAGGAGUUUCCAAGACAGUAAAGCUUCAUCACGUCCAAUCAAUGACAAAUCUUCUAGCUGUGGCGUGUGUAUCGUGGGUGGAAGUGUGUCGUGAUCAACUUCUCAAGCUUGAAAUCCUGCGAGUAAUCCUAGGCAUCAUACAAGGACAGACAGACAGUGUUGACCAGGGAAAGAUGGAACGUUUGUCUGCAAUGAGAGAUUCGUUUGCAACCAAGGCAUGUUGUGUUGAUUCUGAGAGCUGGGAGGGCAACGAUUGUGUCCUUUUCACUGCACUCUGGGCCCUACCCAAGUUGCUGCAAGGUUCAGAUUGGGCAAAGAAAAUACGUGAAUCCAUGUCAGAGGAGAUCGUUGACACCGCAAACUGGAGUAAAUUUGAGGACGGAGAUUUUGUACAUAUGUUAAGUAAAUUGGCUGGGGAUAGAACUAGAGCCGAGGGUGUACGCUGGUGGAGCGCAUGUUCCUUGUCGUGUUUCGGUGUAUAUGGCUUUCCGAGCAAAGUGGGACAGGAUGUCAAGAUGUCAUUCGAUGAUCCCUUACUGGCAGAUGUAAUAUUUGUGCUAGGCGAUGGAAGUCGAUUGGCAGCACAUGGUGUUGUACUUGCUAGUAGAUGUGAAACUUUGCUGCCAGCUGAGUUACAGGUCAAAGUUUGUGAAAACCUAGGUACAGCUGGUUCGCGAGGAGAUUCAGAUUCUCACCAUCUAAGGGAAAUGGAAGGAGCAGAUUUAGUGUCCGAAUUGAGGUCAACUCCAGCUGAAAUACAUGUAUCACCCAGACUCUCCAGUAAGGUUCUGAAAAUUAUCCUGGAGUACGUGUAUGCAGGUAUUGUGUGUAUCCCUUACGCUCUAGUGGCUGACACAAAAUUGGUGGCAAAGCGCUGCCGCUUGGAACCACUUACCAGCCUCCUUCAAGGGAAGAGUCCAAUUUGGGGAAAACCUUCUGCUCCUUUUGAUCUUUCUCCUGCUCUUGGCAUCAAGGGUCACAGUCUAGCUGAUGUCCUUCUACGAGCAGCAAAACCUCUGGGUGGUUCAUGGACAGAAAAAGAAUUAGGAGCAUUGUCAGAUUAUGUGCCUGCGCAUAGAUUUAUACUUUCUGCUCGUUGUCAGUACUUUCAAGCUCUUUUCCGAUCAGGAAUGCGUGACAGUACUCAGAAGGUACUUGAGAUGCAAGCUAGCAAGAUAUCAAUCUCGAAGCUUCUCCAUUAUCUGUAUAGUGGAGCAUCGAAGGCUGAAGCAGUAAACUGUAGCUGGACAAAUCUGGACUUCAAAGCUCAACUGGAGUACCUACAAUCGCUGUUAGAGCUCGCUGAUCUUGCAGGGCAGUGGCUUAUGGAUGAGCUUCAGCAAACAACAUGUGCACUUAUUGGAAUGUACUUGAAGAGCAACGUUCUCUUAUGUCCACCUGUCAUGAGUUUGGCAUUUUCUGGGCAACUCUGGAUGCUUGUAGAGACUUGUGCAGCAUGCUUGGCUCCAGAGUAUGUGCAACUCCGAAAUUCAGGAGCUUUGGAUAACCUGAAUGACGAACUGACAGACUUUGUUAGAGCCGCUCAUGUCAAGCUCUUCCGGGAGACUCUCGAUUAGGGAAUUCUUGCAACUAUCAAUGAUCACGACAAACCUCCUGGCAGACUGCUGAUAAUAGCAAGUGACGUCUUGCGUGAGUUUUCCACAGCUUGAUACCAGCUUCAAUUAUCGGAACUAGUUAGAAGUGGAGAGAAACUUCUCGAUUGAAGCUUCAGCAAAUUGCGACUUGAGACGAGGGAAUCCGAAACUGAUUCAAGCACUCCUGAAACUUCUGGAAGAGUGUUCACGAAGACGCAGGAAACUACUGGAACUGCAGGGUCUUCAUUUUGUUGGCUGAUUGACCUGCUUGGAUCGAUAACCAACAUCUAUCUGCUUACAUCACUUCCAGGUUCCUGUAUCUGAGGUGAAAUUGUUCUUGUAGCUGAUUUAAAUUGGAACGAAGCACACCCUCAUCCACUCAAACAGCGGUUUUGUAUAGUAAUCUACGCUGAAACUUAACCAAUGACCACACAUAUGUUAAAGGACAGUAUCUGUAUAAUUGCAUGUAUAGAAUUGACUCCACCCUUAAAAGAAUUGGGUCAGAAAGUUUACUGAUAAUCUCCACCAGAAGAAUAUGCUGUUAGUUUUAAUUCCACAAACUUCGCGCUGCGACUUGACUGUUUGUCAGCAAGCGACUGAAAGAAAGAGCAAUAACAGCGGAGGGUUGGUUGUAGUCUCCAUAAUCUAAAGUAAAUGAAAAUGCGGUCACUCUACGGAUUGUUUUGUCAUAAUUUCCCUCAUGCAGAGAGAUAGAUGGUUGUCAAAGGAGUAAUCAACGUCGCACAUAUUGUGAUUGGCGCAUCAUGCAACAGAUACAUUA